AUGUCAUCCAAUGAAAUUAAUAUUUCAUCUUCAAAAUCCUUGAAUCGUCCCAAAAAACAAUGCCGAGAAGGCAAACGCCAUAGAGAUAAACGACACAAAAGAGAAGAGAGAAUGCUCCUUGAUGAAGCCAAUCAAAAAUUUAAGAAAAAACUUGUUACAUGGAUUUGUGGGACAGAAAACCAAAAUGAAACUUUCCAUUCAUCUUUCAGCAGGAGGAAGCUUACUAAUAAGCAGAAGACAGAUGAAAGUACAGAGGAUCUCCAGGAAUACACAGAUGAUGACGAAGAUCUCAGAGAUGAACAAGUUUGCAUCGAAAAAAAGAAGAUUCAAUCAGGGCAAUAUGAAGAACGGUCUGGAAAACAGUUGAAAGCAGAGUCUGCAGAACAGCCUGAUGUAGAUGACAAUCCAAACAAAAUGGAGGACAUUGGGAAAUCAUAUUCUGCAAAAGUUCAUCGAGCAAACAAAAUGUAUACUCAGACCAAAGGAAAUGAAUACUAUAUAGAAUUUGUUGGAACAUAUGAAUCUUCUGCAAAUAACCAAUUUUACUGUCACGGCCGUUUGAUACAAGGACACUGCACUAAAGCACAAGCAGGAACGUCAAUCAAAACUGAAGAAGCUAUCCAGAAGAAAAAGUAUUAUGAGACUGGUGAAGAUGAAGAAAGGUCAGGUACCUACUUAAAUUUGCGAGCUUGUUCUAUUUUUGCCAUCUACGUUCACCUGUUCGUCCUUCUAGUUCACCUUAUUUUAAUUGCUUGGCACAUGUGGUGUUUAGCUCUUCUCAAUUAA
Molecule: messenger RNA, 786 nt
Organism: Gryllus bimaculatus (two-spotted cricket)
Lineage: Eukaryota; Metazoa; Arthropoda; Insecta; Orthoptera; Gryllidae
Source: the annotation of a GenBank genome assembly